AUGAACUCAACAGCUGGUCAAAUUGAAUUUGAACUUUUCAAUGAUAUAUGUCCACUUACAGGUGAAAAUCUUCGUUGUUUAUGUACAGGAGAACAAGGCCUUGAUUUAACAUUAAAUAAAAAAUUAUAUUAUAAAAAUUGCCAUUUUAAUCAAAUUGUUACAACAUCUGAAGCAUCACAUCUUGAUCGUAAGCAUGUCGUUUUUGGUCAUGUGAUAACCAGUCAUUCAAUAGUUGAUACAAUUGAGAUUGCACCAACUGAUUCAAAUCUACGACCGUUAAAUUCUAUUGUUGUAGUUGAUUGUGGCGUUAUGAAUUCAGAGUUUAGUGAAGCUUAUUUCGAAAAUAAUAAUCAACUUGAUCGAACUAGUUUUAUAUUUUCAAUUCAUUCAUCUUUUCAUUUGAGCAAUAGUUCACCUAUCGAUAUUGAAUGCUCAGUGAAUUUAUUGGAAUCUGCACGAUUUCUUGCUGAUAUAAUUAUUUGGAACUCAUUAAUUGAAUCUGAUCAAGCACGUGAACAUUUAGUUGAUGAAACUGAAAACUGGUUUGUUAUAUUUUAUGUUUAUAUGAUUUUAAUUCUCUGGUCUGAUAAAAUAGUUGGCGGGUGGUGUUCAGGUUAUGCAAUAGCAAGUGUUGAAAUGUUUGAUCCAUCAACAAGUGAGAGAAAUAUUUAA
Adineta steineri is the source of this 672-nucleotide messenger RNA. The record is from the annotation of a GenBank genome assembly. NCBI's taxonomy places the organism in Eukaryota, Metazoa, Rotifera, Eurotatoria, Adinetida, Adinetidae.